This is a messenger RNA of Cutaneotrichosporon cavernicola, 924 nucleotides long. RefSeq lists its product as uncharacterized. Gene Ontology annotation, biological process: transmembrane transport. The coding region runs from base 1 to 924 and encodes 307 amino acids. The record is from RefSeq and is a predicted model, not a curated record. Gene Ontology annotation, molecular function: transmembrane transporter activity. The transcript is spliced from 11 exons. Lineage: Eukaryota; Fungi; Basidiomycota; Tremellomycetes; Trichosporonales; Trichosporonaceae.
AUGGGCGAAAAUAACGCAAGUACAAAAACCCCUAGUCCGUCGAUCGACUUUGUGGCUGGCGUCAUUGCUGGCGCCGCCGGGCUCAUCGUCGGCCAGCCCUUCGACGUCGUCAAGGUCCGGUACCAGACCCCGUCGUUCAAUGGGAAAUACACCAGCAUCCACCAGGCGUUCCGUGCUAUCCUGCGCGAAGAAGGGAUUAGGGGAAUGUUCAAGGGAGUCAUGUCGCCGAUGGCCGGCAUUGCCGGGGUUAACGGCAUUGUGUUCUCGUCGUACCAGUUCUUCAUGAACGCGCAGAUCCCCAAGGAAGGAGUCAACCCUACGCUGGGGCAGAUCUGCCUCGCCGGAGCGGGAAGUGGUGUCCUUGCCGCCACAUUGACAUGUCCCAUUGAGCUGAUCAAGAUCCGGCAGCAGUCCCUUCCUCCGAACUUGAACCCGAACGUGUUCACCGUCACCCUCGGCAUCCUGCGUAAUGGCGGGUUGCGCGGCCUGUAUCGCGGGUACUCGGCGACCGUGAUUCGCGAGCUCGCGUACGGACCGUACUUCUGGGCGUACGAGGCCUCCUGCCGCUUCUUCAAAUGGCGCCGCCAUCUUCCGGAGCAGCCACCACACGGACACGGGUUGAUAGAUGAGGCCGAGGCUGAGCUGCACUCCGGGCUUAACUGGGCGGAGCUGAUGGCUGCCGGAGGCGUAGCGGGUGUGAUCGCGUGGGCGAUUACGUUCCCCUUCGACGUGUGGAAGACGCGGAUGCAGAGCGCGGACGAAAGUGCCAAGCCGCUCAGCCUGCGCCGCGUCAUGGUCGACAGUGUUCGACAGGAAGGGUGGCGUGUCAUGUUCCGUGGACUGUGGCCUUGUCUAGUCCGUGCCAUCCCUGCCAACAUGGUCACCUUCCUCGCUUUCGAAACGCUAGUUGCUCAUAUGGCCUAA